UUCGGUGGAGGAAGCCGGUGGACUUGUCGUCUCUCUUUCUUCUCACUCAGUCUGAAGCAAAAUAGCGUGCGAUCGCUUCACGAGUUACGACUGCUUGCUUAAUCUGUCUCAAAUUAUAGCUUUGCUGAACAAAUAAAGCUGAAUCCUCCAGUGGAACUUAGAAGAGAAGGCAUCAUCAUCUGAAGUAUGAGGAAGCGAGAUUUAGCUAUCCUUAUGUUAUGCGCUUUCGCGGUUUUCUUUUCUCUGCAGCAUGAAAGAGAUUUUUCAUUUAGAGAAGCAUGGUUCCAUCUAUCUGAAGAGUAUCCAAUCAAGUAUGAGGGUGAACGUUUGCCGCCACCCAUUGUUGCUGAUCUGAAUGGAGAUGGGAAAAAAGAGGUUCUUGUUGCUACCCACGAUGCUAAAAUUCAGGUUUUAGAGCCUCAUGUUAGGCGUGUGGAUGAAGGAUUCAAUGAAGCUCGUGUUCUGGCAGAUGUGUCUUUGUUGCCGGACAAGAUUCGUGUGGCGUCAGGAAGACGUGCUGUGGCCAUGGCAACUGGUGUUAUUGAUCGGACUUAUAAGCAAGGGCAAAUGCAGAAGCAGGUGCUGGUUGUUGUCACGUCAGGAUGGUCCGUUAUGUGUUUUGACCACAACCUUCAUAAGCUAUGGGAAGCAAAUCUACAGGAGGAUUUUCCACAUAAUGCACAUCAUAGAGAGAUAUCCAUCUCUAUUAGCAAUUACACCUUGAAACAUGGAGAUGCAGGGUUAGUUAUCAUUGGUGGAAGGAUGGAAACGCAACCCCAUGUUUUCAUGGAUCCUUUUGAGGAAAUUUUAAUGGAAGAAAAGAAUGCUGAACAACAUAGAAGAAGUGCGGGCGAGAAGGAAGCUUCAGAAACUACUGGAACUAUGGAUGCUCGACAUUUUGCUUUUUAUGCAUUUUCUGGUCGGACUGGCACACUUCGUUGGAGCAGAAAGAAUGAGAAUAUUGAACCACACACAUCGGAUGCAUCACAAUUGAUUCCACAACACAACUACAAGCUUGAUGUUCAUUCACUAAACACUCGUCACCCUGGUGAGUUUGAAUGUCGGGAGUUCAGGGAAGCAAUUCUUGGAGUUAUGCCUCAUCGCUGGGAUAGGCGAGAAGACACGAUGUUGAAGCUUGCACACUUCAAAAGACACAAGAGGAAGACAUUGAAGAGAACAAAUGGGAAAGCGUCAACUUUCUCUUUUAACAAGCCUGAGGAAAACCAUCCUCCAGGGAAAAACACUGCAGGGAGAAUUUCAAACUUGAUUGGAAAAGCCACAAAGUAUGCUGGUUCUGCAAAACCUAAAAAGCCAUUGAGUUAUAUUCCUACCAUAACAAAUCACACUCAGCUUUGGUGGGUUCCCAAUGUUGUUGUGGCCCAUCAGAAAGAGGGGAUAGAAGCUGUUCAUUUGGCAUCUGGCCGCACAAUAUGUAAGCUUCAUCUGCAAGAAGGUGGUCUCCAUGCUGACAUUAAUGGAGAUGGUGUUCUAGAUCAUGUCCAGGCUGUUGGAGGAAAUGGUGCUGAGCAGACUGUUGUAAGUGGAUCCAUGGAAGUGCUGCGACCCUGUUGGGCGGUUGCAACCUCUGGGGUGCCUGUAAGAGAGCAGAUUUUCAAUGUUUCGAUAUGCCAUCAUUCCCAUUUUAACUUCUUCCAGCCUGGAGAUUUUUCGAGAAGCUUUGGUCGAGUUCCAGAUAUGAGUUCUUUAGAGGUUGCUACCCCUAUUCUAAUUAAAAAACUCGAUGGUCAUCAGCAUCAGAAGAGAAGCUCUGGUUAUGUCGUUUUCUUAACCAACAGAGGGGAGGUGACAUCAUACUCUCCUAAUGAACACGGCCAUGAAGCAGUUUGGCAAUGGCAGAUUCUAACCGGGGCUACAUGGUCUAACCUUCCAUCCCCUUCCGGAAUGAUGGAAGUUGGAAAUGUGGUCCCCACAUUGAAACCGUUCACCCUUCGUGUGCAUGACGAUCAAGAACUGAUCCUUGCUUCAGGAGACCAGGAAGCUGUGGUGAUCUCUCCCGGAGGCACUAUACUAGCAACUAUCACUCUUCCUUCUUCGCCUUCACACGCCCUUAUAUCCGACGACUUUUCGAACGACGGAUUGAAUGACCUAAUUUUGGUGACGUCUAAUGGUGUUUAUGGUUUUGUUCAGACUAGGCAUGCUGGGGCUCUCUUCUUUAGUACGCUUGUUGGUUGCCUUAUAAUCGUGAUGGGUGUGAUCUUCGUUACCCAACACCUCAGUUCCGUCAAGGGAAAACCUCGAGCUUCGCCGGGUGGUCCACGAUGAAAAAGGUUGGUAAUAAUUUUUUCGCGGGUAGAGAUCUUAUUAUGUGUUUUAAGGUAACUGAUUCAACUAGGGUUUUGUGGUGUAUGAUGUUGCGAUUUUAGUUGUUUAUACAAGACCUUUUUUUUCUGCACAAGGACAGUAUUUUUAAAGUGUAGUAUGUGAAAACUGAGAAUGUAUUCAUUAUGUUGAAAAUGAAAGCUUGUUCAGCUUCUAACAAUAGGAAACUAAAGCUUAAAUGGUAUUCACUUAUCAGAUUUUAUGUU
This is a messenger RNA of Impatiens glandulifera, 2546 nucleotides long. RefSeq lists its product as uncharacterized. The transcript has 13 exons. Lineage: Eukaryota; Viridiplantae; Streptophyta; Magnoliopsida; Ericales; Balsaminaceae. Bases 187 to 2283 code for a protein of 698 amino acids. The record is from RefSeq and is a predicted model, not a curated record.